AUGGGAUUGGACGCUGGUAAGAGUUACGAGACCAGUAUCGCAUUGAGGCACCCGCACCUUGUUGGAACCGACGCGGCCCUCCUUGUGCGCCAGGCCAAGGGGAAGGACGAGAUGUCGGACCUAUUAUCCCAAAGAGAAACACCCUACAUACGCGAAGGGGGGAGAGCUCGUAGCCGUGAAAGCGAUCAACGUCAGGUACGCAUGCCUCGUUCUCUGAGAUGCCUAAAUCUGGGGCGUAUCAUACAUGGCAUACGAUAG
Colletotrichum destructivum is the source of this 258-nucleotide messenger RNA. RefSeq lists its product as uncharacterized. The coding region runs from base 1 to 258 and encodes 85 amino acids. The record is from RefSeq and is a predicted model, not a curated record. Lineage: Eukaryota; Fungi; Ascomycota; Sordariomycetes; Glomerellales; Glomerellaceae. The transcript has a single exon.